AUGGCGGACGACGCGCCCAGCAACACUGUAGAGCAAGACGGGACGGACGACGGCGCCAUCGCGGAGAUCUGGCGCGCGGCCGUCGAGCGAUACGAGCGCGAUAGUGGGACCACGCUCGCCAGCCAGCUCGACGGAACCCCCGAUGCAGCAUCCGCGGACGCGAUUGCGGCCUUCGUCGAAGAUCGCGCGGCGCAGUUCACUCAGUUCCGCGCCGAUGGGCAUGCGCGGGCGCGCAAGUGGCUGAAGCCGAUCGCCGCGACUGUCCAGCUGCUUUCCAGCUGCUUUGGCGAUGCAGUUACGCUGCCCUUCUCGCCUAUGAAGGCCGUCUUCGGUGCGAUCGGCGUGGCUAUCAAGAUGUCCAUUGAGGUCACGAAGGACUACGACGCGGCGAUCGACGCAUUUGAGACCAUCGCAGACCACCUCGCGCGCAUCAGGAUCGUUGGCGCCAACCUGACCCUGCGCGAGCCGUCAGUGCGCGUCCUCUCUCAGACACUCGUCGUCCUCGGGAUCAUCGUGCAGCUUCAGCGGGACGGGCGCUUCAAGACCUGGCUUCACAAGUUCAAGCAGUCACAUGAGCUGACGGAGGCUCUGGCGGACCUGCAGCGAUUGGCGGCUAACCACCAUGAGACGCUUUCCGCUGUCACGCUAUUCUGCGUCGAGAAGACGAUGGAUAUUCUCGGGGAUAGUAUGACGGCUAUCCAGCGGGAACAAGAUAUGACUCACAAUUGCUUGACGCGCAUCGCAAGGACCGCUCAAGAGAUACAUGAGAUGAUGAUCGCGUAUGCUCUCACGACCCAGCAGCAAGUACACGCCAAUCGGGCCAUUCUGGAGGAUAUCCAGCGCGUGCUGCUGCUUCAUUCCGAUGCGCGUCAGCAAGAUAGAGAGGAUGAAGCAGUGGAUCGCAUUUUCUACUGGCUUAGGUUUCCGGACUUCUCAGUCAAGAUCAACAACCUACUGCUACACCGCGCGCGCUCCACUGGGUAUUGGUUUCUUGACGGCGAAGCCUUCUCGAGAUUCAAGGAUGGAACCACUCGCGUGCUCUGGCUUCGAGGAAAGGCUGGCUCUGGCAAGAGCACUAUGAUCGCAGCAGCCAGUCGUGAUCUCCGCGCCUUCUGCAACACCACUGGGACCUCCUUCGCCUUCUUACACGUCUUUGAUAUGACGAACAACGCCGCGCGGCGUAACUUGUACGCCCUCUUGAGCUCUGUUCUGUGUCAACUCGCCCACCACGUUCCUGACACCGUCGCCAUCCUCUCGCAGGCUCGAAGAGAGCAUAUGCGAGGUCACGUAGAACCUUUGCUCAGCGAGCUGAAGCAUUACUUGAAGCUUGCCCUCGAUCGCUCCCCUCACGUAUUCCUAGUGAUAGAUGCGCUCGACGAGGCAGACGAUCCAGAAAUCAUCCCGUUUCUUUGCCAACUUAAAGCACGCCAUAAAGUCUCCCUCCUAGUCUCCAGCCGCUCGGAACUCGUAUCUCGUUGGCAGCUCGAAAACCUCACUGAUGAAAGGGUGGACAUUUUCGAGGACAUUGUCGCUGGGGACAUAGGCAUACUUCUGGACCAGGUGUUCAAGAGGGAUGGGCGUCUGGCCGGUAUCCGAGAUGUGCACCGCGUUAGGGACGCCCUGGAGUCAGGGGCGGAUGGAAACUUUCGCUGGGUGUCGCUACAGACAUAUGAGCUUGCUCGCGUAGCUGGCAUACCGCGCAAGCUGUAUGAACGCCUCGCAUCAAUGCCCCUUGACCUCCGUGCUAUCUAUGACGAGGCGCUGCAGAAAAUCCGGGAUGACGACCGAGAUGAUGUCCGUCGACUACUGAUGUGGCUGCUAUUCGGGAGUAUGCUGCCCACAAAGCGAGAACUCAUGGAGCACAUGGCGUUCGAUUACUCCCAACCGAUUCCGGUUUUCAACGAGAGCCUUCGCCCUUCGUCAUUCGAUUAUGUGCUUGCUCUCGUGGGGUCCACCUUCCUGACGGUCGAUCCGGACACCAAGGACGUCUGCUUUGCACAUGCGUCCGUCAGGGAGCAUUUGCUGGCUCUUCCUUCAUCCUCUCCGUUCUAUUGUGACCCUGGCGAUGCAAUGUGCCUCUUAACCGCCACCUGCGUU
Molecule: messenger RNA, 2097 nt
Organism: Schizophyllum commune H4-8
Lineage: Eukaryota; Fungi; Basidiomycota; Agaricomycetes; Agaricales; Schizophyllaceae
Exons: 10
Source: RefSeq, a predicted model, not a curated record